AUGAAGGCCAUUCUUCCCGGAAAGCCGGAGGCGAGCCUACAAGGUGUCUCGACCGGCUACUGGGACAGCAAGCGCGUGAUUGUCUACAUCAGCGGCAACGCCCUUGCGAUUCUCUCCGAUCCUGAGACGAUUCUACAGACCAUCUACGAUGACGACGAGAGGACUUUGGAUGCCGUGGCUUUUGAUGAAUACUCUGGAAAGAUUGCUGCAUGUACAGGCUCGACAGUCAGGAUAUACCGCCCAUUCGACGGCGAGCAGAGAUGGUUCUUAGAGUCGACUUUUGAGAUCGAGGAUGCUUCGACUCCCGCAACGCUCUCUUGGGGAAGCUCCGAAGAGCUGCUAGUCGGUCGGCGGUCACUGCGGCUUUACGAUACGACCUCGAAACCUCCCGCCUGCCACUGGAAGAAAGACCUGGCUACGCCGGCCAAGACAGCGGUCUUAUCGUAUGAUUCGGCUUAUAUAGCUUCUGUCGGACACAAUGAUCGAUUGGUCAAGGUCUGGCGCCGACUCAAUUUUGGAUCAGAGGACGUACACUUCGACUUUGGCUACCUGCCACACCCUCAGGCAGUGACGAGCAUACAGUGGCGCAAACCGUUCCAUGUCGACCAAACUAUCGAAAACGUUCUGUACACCUUCUGUGCAGACCAAUAUCUGCGAGUUUGGACGGGCGCCGACGGGCAUGGCUGUGAAACUCUUAGGCUCUGGGGUAAACUCAAUCUGGCGACCGCUAUUCAGGAUGAGACGUUACGCCAGGAUCCCAGAUCUCAAAGCCGCUUAGCCUUCAUCAUAAGCCAGCGAGAUCUCGCCGCCGCAACUGAGACGGCCGUACAGGACAAGGACGACGGCGUGGAAAAGGAUGUUGCGUUGCAGUAUCUCAUAUCAAUCGCAAACAGAGACACGGAAAUCUGCAUGGUCUUGGAUGGCCAUGGAAAUAUGGCAGCAUAUGCUUUGGAGGGUGUGAGCAGCAAGUCUCAAAGUACCAACCACAUUGACAAUGUUGCCUUGACGAAGUCCCGGGAUCUUGACAUCACAAAAGGGUUCGACGGCGAGCUGCCCCACAUCGAGAUCCAAAGUUACUGCAAUAGAUCUGCCGGGCAUCUUCAUGUGCUCUUUCAUCACUUUGAUGGCAAGGUAGAGGUGUUUGAGAGCAAUAUAGCGGAUCUACUUGACCCAACCUCCAGGUCAGGUCGUUUGCAUCACCGAGCUACGUGGUCGGGCCAUUCUGCUUCAGUCAAGAAGAUUGUGCGCAAUUUCAGUGGCCGCUCUAUAGUUUCCAGGACAGAAGGUGGAGAGAGCAUCGUUUGGAAGCAUGCCGCACACCCUCGAGACACAAAGCUUCUCCGCCACAAUGUGAUUGCUGAAAAGAGACACAUCCACAGAAUAUGUCUAUUAAGAGGCGGAAGUUUUGUCGUCUUUUUACAUCACGACGCCAUAUGUCUAUGGGACUGUCGACAUUCGGAGCCUCGAUUACUCGCAGAGAUUCCGUACCAAGUAUCCGGCAACCCUCUCUGCCUUGUUGUGCUUCCAAGGCAUAGUGUCAAAGAGGUUGAUGUAGCACAUAUUGCCACGGUCACAUCCGCACACCGUGGUGUCGUAUGGCAACUCAACUUGCCAAUCAAGGCGGAAACAAAUGGCUAUAAACCACAAGCAAAUGGCCACAAAGCUGAAGAAUCUGCCAUUCAAGAAUUCUGCACCUUCAACCUCGAAGGGACUGAGGACCUGGCCUAUGUUCUUCCUGUGGAUCCGGCCGGCUCGGCUCCAGUUAUAUCUGGGUUCCUGGACGUUUUCGCUCGCGAUAUAGCGGUUUCGUACACCCACGAAGGACGAGUAGAGUUCUGGACUGCGCGUGUGGACAGAAAUCGUGAUCGCGUAGAAUGGCUUUCAACUUCAUCUAUGGAAACUGGAGUCUCCAAGCCCGCCCUCGUAAGUGGCAGUACAAUGAAAAAGGCUGCCUUGGUCAACUCUAGUCGCUCAGAAGUCACCAUCUGGGAUAUCAAAGGUGCCAAACUGGAAUAUGCCCAAGACUUUGAGAGCCACAACACGGUACAGGACCUUGAUUGGACAUCGACGCCUGACUCGCAAUCCAUUUUAGCCGUCGGAUUCCAAUAUCGUGUUGUAUUGCUUUCACAAAUGCGUUUUGAUUACCUGAACAAAGGUCCUGCAUGGGCACAGAUUCGGGAAAUCAGCAUCCGAGAAUACACACCGCACCCAAUCGGUGACUCGACCUGGCUCAGUGGAGGUAAUCUAGUGAUCGGAGCAGGCAAUCAGUUGUUCAUGUAUGACCGCAAGUUUGAAACGCACAGUUCGCUUGUUACAACAGCUCGACUACCGCCUCGCAAAGAUGGGCUGCGAGACCUUUUCGAGGUAACGCAGCGUCUCAAUGGCCCGCUACCUGUGUUUCAUCCACAAUUUCUCAGUCAGUGUAUGCUUGCUGGCAAGAACUACCAAGUCAAACGAAUACUUCUGGCCUUGAAUCAUCUUCUCAAAUACUAUGUCGAGGGCGACGUCAUCGAUGAUCACCUGGGCAUGGAUUUGGCAGACUUCUAUCUUGGUGACAGUGCAUCGAGACCAAAUGGUAAUGAUCCAACAUCAUAUUUGAUGCGCCGCAUGUCGAUAGACGACAGUGAAGACACGUUCACAGAAGACACGGCUCUAGCUAUAUGCGAGCGACUCCAGAAAAUCGGGCUUCCACAGCUAUCGGGUCAUGAACAGAUCCAACUGAUAGACAUUGUCGAAUGUGUUGGGAUGGUGGAACAACAACGCCGGUCCAUGGAUGAGAAUGGCGCGCGCUUCAUGCUCUUCUUCCGACAGCACGCACUACACAAACGACGGACGAACGAGAUUCACAUGUCGUGGCGUGAGAUCAAUUGGGCCUACCACUCGACAAGUCAGGACAUUUUGACCGACUUUGUAUCUCGACAGCAUCACGGAAGUAUGCUGUGGGAGAAUGCCAGGGAGAGCGGAAUAUUCAUGUGGCUUACAGAUGCAGCCGCGUUGAAAGCGCAGUUCGAAGUAAUUGCUCGAAAUGAGUAUACCAAGGGCGAGUUCAAAAACCCUGUUGAUUGCAGUUUGUUCUACCUUGCACUUCGAAAGAAAACGGUACUACAAGGGCUGUGGCGUAUGGCCAGUUGGAACAAAGAACAACGUGCCACGCAGAAGCUCCUGGCAAACAACUUUGACGACCCUAAGCACAAGACUACCGCGCUCAAGAAUGCCUAUGCUCUCAUCAGCAAGCGACGUUUUCAGUAUGCCGCUGCAUUCUUCCUACUUGCAGACCACCUGCAAGAUGCUGUAAACGUUUGUCUUAAUCAGAUCAAAGACUUGCAACUUGCAAUAGCAGUGGCCCGAGUAUAUGAAGGAGACCAAGGCCCCGUGCUCCAUAGGCUCCUAGAGAAUGAGGUGUUGGCUAUAGCAGCUCAGGAGGGAAACCGAUGGCUUGCCUCAUGGGCGUUCUGGAUGCUCAAGCGUCGGGAUAUGGCUGUACGGGCUCUCAUCACGCCGGUUUAUACGCUACUCGAGACUCCAGUCUCGCCAGAUCUUAAGGCGAAGCUCUACCUCACGGAUGAUCCAGCACUUGUGGUCCUCUAUGCACAGCUGCGGGAGAAGACUCUGCAGACCCUCAGAGGAGCAACCAAGAUUUUGCCUCGCACAGAGACAGAGUUUGUGCUUCACAAUGCCAGACUGUAUGACAGAAUGGGUUGCGACUUGCUAGGUCUUGACUUGGUGCGCAAUUGGGAAUUCCUGCGCACACCAGUCAAGGCGGAGACUGGGCUGGGAGGUGGUAUCGUAGACCCCAGGAAACUACUGCGCAGAAGGUCUAGCUUGGUGGUAGCUGACAUACCCAUGAAUCCCUUGGGUGAGAUGAAGAGUGUCAACAAGGAAAAGCAACAGCCGACUGUCUUUGAGGAGCCGGACGCGGGAAGCCUAUUGGAUAGCUUUGGCUUCUAA
Pestalotiopsis fici W106-1 is the source of this 3948-nucleotide messenger RNA. RefSeq lists its product as uncharacterized. Gene Ontology annotation, cellular component: RAVE complex. Gene Ontology annotation, molecular function: protein binding. Lineage: Eukaryota; Fungi; Ascomycota; Sordariomycetes; Amphisphaeriales; Sporocadaceae. The transcript has 5 exons. The record is from RefSeq and is a predicted model, not a curated record. Gene Ontology annotation, biological process: vacuolar acidification. The coding region runs from base 1 to 3948 and encodes 1315 amino acids.